UAUGGGACGAACCUUUGUACACCAAGUUCAACUUCAAGAUCUUCGAAGCUUCCACCUUUGCGCCGUACGUGCACGAGUGCGAGUUUGAGCACACGGUGAUGGUACAACAGGAAAGCGGAUCAACAAGGGCAGCCCUCGCCACUCUGAGAAGUCUCAAUCCCAACUCACAAGCGAUCUUUAAAGUGCUGGCUAAGUAUCAGCUGGAGAAUUGUGACGAUCAUGAUUAUUCAG
Messenger RNA from Sphaeroforma arctica JP610, 231 nucleotides. RefSeq lists its product as hypothetical. Gene Ontology annotation, biological process: DNA replication. Lineage: Eukaryota; Ichthyosporea; Ichthyophonida. Gene Ontology annotation, cellular component: nucleus; nuclear origin of replication recognition complex. The annotation marks the transcript as partial. Gene Ontology annotation, molecular function: DNA replication origin binding. The record is from RefSeq and is a predicted model, not a curated record. The transcript has a single exon.